Molecule: messenger RNA, 1167 nt
Organism: Hydra vulgaris (swiftwater hydra)
Lineage: Eukaryota; Metazoa; Cnidaria; Hydrozoa; Anthoathecata; Hydridae
Source: RefSeq, a predicted model, not a curated record
UUUGUUUUUUUUAGGUUUUAGGUUAAUAUAAAUAUAUGUAUAUAUAUUUGAAAACAUAUUUUAAAUGCAACCACCGAUCCUAUAUAGAAUAUAGUGUUAUUGAAAAAUAACUUUUCUUUUAAAUUUAAGAAAUGCAUUUGUUUAUAUAAUGAACUCUCUUCAAACCACCAUUUUGCCUUCUGUAAUUGUAGUGAGUCCAAGUUUUCCUACUGCUGCAAUUGUGGUUUUGGCAGUUGGAGCUUACAUAAUUUUCUUUACUAUUUCUUUGCUUAUUCGUAAAUGCAUAAUUACCAAAGGCCAAAGUUUUUGUCCAACGUGGUUCAAUGAAAUAUGUACUUGCCAGACCUGUUGUGUAAACAAUUCUGUCGAAGAAACAGGCUGUUUGAUAAGUUUUGCUCGUGCAUGUGACUUUCCCCUUCCUCAUAAACAAGUUUGCAUGGAAUGUUUGCCUACAAAGCAGUGGUGCGAUAAUACGUUUUGUUCGUGUUUAAAUGGCCAAUCGAAUGAAUGCAGCGGAUGCAAGAACACUAACUUCGGAGAGUUUACUGGUUGUGAAGAUUGUAAGGAGUGCUCCGAAUUUUGUGGUAACUGUGAUUGCAACUUUUGUUCUCAACCUGAUUCCAUUAAUUGUUGUUGUAUAGAGAUAAAACUUACUGGUAACCGAGCACAAAAUCCUGGGCAUCAAAUGAAUCCAUAUGGUGGUUACUCAAGUAAUCAGAUGUAUUACAAUAAUCAAGGUAAUAUAAUUAACCAACAGCCUUCUUUGAUGACUACCGGAAACCAUCCAGUUCGGGGUGAUGCAUUGUUCAAUACGCAACAGGCUGCUCAGUUUCAGAACACUUCCUAUAAUCCUAAUCAGUCAUUUAGUGCAGGAUAUCAAUCAGCAAAUUCAAGACUCUUACCUCAGCCAAGGGAGCAACUAGUUCCUGGACAACAAGCAUUUCAAGGGCAACAGUCAUUUCGGGGACAACAGUCAGUUCCAAGUAAAAUGCUAGGGGAAAGCUCUAAUUCUGCAACAAUACGACUCUGACCUUUCAAUUUUUUUCCCAUUUGGUCGUCAAUAGACACCAGUUUUAAAAUAAAUUUAACAGUUAAAUACACACACACACAUUGGUUAUAUUUAUUUAUUUAUACUUGUUAAUAAAUAAUGUUGGAAAUAGUUUUAUA